Klebsormidium nitens is the source of this 912-nucleotide messenger RNA. Lineage: Eukaryota; Viridiplantae; Streptophyta; Klebsormidiophyceae; Klebsormidiales; Klebsormidiaceae. The record is from the annotation of a GenBank genome assembly.
AUGAAGCUGAAGCCGAAGCAAGCGAUCGUUGAGUACUUGGGAGAGUUCAGGGAGAUCAAGCUGGACCUUGAACCAGCGAACCAGACAGUUGACGACAUGGAGCUUGCCGUGCAUGCAUUGACAGGCCUUCCAAAGGAGUAUUCAAGUCUGGUGGAAAUCUUGGAGAACGGAGAAAUGGAGCUGAGCUUGGACAACAUCCAGUCGAAGCUCGUGCAAAGAGAACAGAAGUUGAAAAUGGAGGCCGAGAUUGAGAGCAAGAGUUCAGAAGAAGAAGAAGAAGAAGAAAGAGACACAUCAAUGGCAUUUUCAGCGCGAAGGUGGAACCAUAGCAACUCAAGACCAGCGGAAAGAGGAGCAGAAGUGGUGAUGAAAAAGGGAGUCUGCCAGAUUGUGGUGGACAACGUGGUGCAGCUGCAGGCAUUGCAACAGAAUGGUCUGUGGAGAAUCGAGACUGUGGGAGCUGAGCAGAAGUCAUUCUUCACAAGGAGAUCAAUCAAAAGAGAGGACCGGGAGACAGUGCGGAAACAGGAGAAGACUGUCAAGGAGAAGAAGGAGGAAAAGAGGACGGUCAAAAUGAUUGAGGUGGACCUUGACGAGGAGAGUGAGGAAAAUGAGGAGCGGAACGUGGAAAAGAGCGAGGAGGAGAAAGAAAAGGAAAAGGAACGGACCGGGGAAGUGUCCGUCAGUGAGGAGAAGGAGGAGACGAGCGAGAAGUCAGCCAAGGGAGCGGAAAGCGUGGAAGGAAAAACAGAAGAAACGAAGAGAAACGAGAGCGCAAGAGAACGUGUGCAAGAGACGAGAGACGAAGGGGACGGGCGCUACCCAGAUCGGCAGAGGAGGAGUACAAUCAAGUUUGGGGCGAUCGGAGAUGGCUUUGUUUGGACCACGCCGAAGUCCAAGUACAAAAGGUAG